AUGAGGAACUGGGGGUGUCGCUCGUGUGUCGCCUUGCUACUAGCUGCCCUCUGGGCCACCAGUAUUGAGGCGGCCGACUACAGGAGACACGAUGGGGUUCACCGGAUCGAGAAGAAGGCCCAGAUCACAGCGCCCGCUGUGUUGGAACGGCGAGAUAAGGAGCAGUGCGGCGCGGGCGAGAAGCUGUGCGCGUCCAGCCUCGAUGGUGGAUGCUGCCCGGAAGGUUACGACUGCGCGAAGGAAAGCUGCUUUGCGGUUACGAAAGGCCCUGUGACAUGCCAGGGAACGAGGGUUGGAUGGUACCAAUGCGAAGCCGUCUUCGGAGCGGGAUGCUGUCCGGACGGUUAUGUGUGCAGUACGGGCGGUAAUUGCUUCCCACCGGCGGGCGUAGCAUAUACGUACGGCUGCCCGGCGAGCCAGUAUCUCUGCCCAUCUUCACUGAGUUAUGGGUGCUGCAACAGCGGUAUGGCCUGUGGCGUUAAUCAGUGCUAUUCUACAAAACCCGUGACGAUCACGAAUACCAUCGUUAUUACCACCACCGAAGACGGCUCCGAAACGACUUACAAGACAACCGACAUUACCGUCUCAACCCCAACUAUGCCCACGGAGCUUCCUACAGUCCGCGACGGUAGCGACGAAAACCAGGCGGUACUCAAAUUCUUCCCCUCUGCUAUUCCCAAGAGCAGCCCAACAUUGACUGCGGACGACGAUGAUAAAGGCGGUGGCGGACUCCCAACAACAACACUCGUGGGCAUCGUGGCCGGUUCUAUUGGAUUUCUCAUUAUCGUACUGGUGGCGGCAUACAUCAUCAUCCGCCAUCUAAACAAGGUCGUCCGAGCUGUCAGCACCUCAAAGGUGUCUGAACCCUCCAAUCGCUCCACCGCACGACCACCUGUGAAGGAGUUCAAGUCGACGGACUCGCAAGUUGAUGAGUGGAGCGCCAACCCGUUGAUAGCCCCCCCUCCGAGACCAGCAAACCCCGGUCCGGAUUCCGGGACCCCUUCACCGUACAACCUUGCGAGCCCCGAUCCGAGCUCCAACAAUCCCACUCCUGGAGCGGAAGGUUACCACGCAGUAUCAGGCAGCGCGGGAAAUAGCAGACACACCAGCUUCGAUGCUAUGGGCAACCGGGAAGAUUACUUUAAUGCGGCAGCUGUUGGUCAACAAAGAUUCAGCCAAGUCUCGGCGUCAACAAGGAACCGCUCAAGUACUGAUACGCACGCUUACACCCACGUUCGACAGUGGAGCAACGCUUCUGAGAAUUCUGACGGGACUCCUGGAGUGAUGCCCAAUUCUCCUCCGAUGGAACUCGAGGCAAUACCUUGGAUACCGGAAUUACCAAGCUCGCCUUCAUCUGUCGUAUUUCCUCCUCUGGACGAGCGAAGACGAUCCUCUAGCAGCACUAUCAGCGCCCCAGCCCGGCCACCAGUAACUCAACGUCUAUCUGGCGGACAGCGAGUACGAAGUGAAUCACUCGGUCAGAGCAAUCUGAGUAUCGUAAACGAGGAGAUGCAUGGAUUCCACGGUCCGAACGAUCACUUUGUGGGCCAGACAGACACGCACCGGCCAGGGACAGGCGAGUCCGGUGGCCGAUCGCGAUCACACUCAAAUACUCAGCAACCGGAUACACAACAAUCUAGUACACAACAAUCGAAUACGCAACAACCAUAA
Messenger RNA from Fusarium keratoplasticum, 1671 nucleotides. RefSeq lists its product as uncharacterized. The record is from RefSeq and is a predicted model, not a curated record. The transcript has 2 exons. The coding region runs from base 1 to 1671 and encodes 556 amino acids. Lineage: Eukaryota; Fungi; Ascomycota; Sordariomycetes; Hypocreales; Nectriaceae.